This is a messenger RNA of Cydia amplana, 825 nucleotides long. Its product is annotated as three prime repair exonuclease 2-like. Gene Ontology annotation, cellular component: cytoplasm. Gene Ontology annotation, biological process: DNA catabolic process. Bases 9 to 824 code for a protein of 271 amino acids. Gene Ontology annotation, molecular function: nucleic acid binding; 3'-5'-DNA exonuclease activity. The transcript has a single exon. NCBI's taxonomy places the organism in Eukaryota, Metazoa, Arthropoda, Insecta, Lepidoptera, Tortricidae. The record is from RefSeq and is a predicted model, not a curated record.
CAUUGAUAAUGUUAUCAUUAUCAGUUGCAAUUAUGGCUCCGAUAGCUACAUACGUGUUUCUAGACCUCGGCACUACAGGUAGAGACGCUAAAGUGGACGAAAUAACAGAACUAGCCAUGGUGGCGGUGAAUCGUCAACACCUUCUCGAUACGAGUGAUUCGAAGUCUAAGAAGCUCAGGGUUCAAAACAAGUUGAUACGCUGCUUCAAAGUUGAUAAGAAAAUGACUUAUAACGCGAAGUCUAAUGGCAGAGGCGGCUUCAAGAACGAAGAUCUCCAACACGAGUGCUACUUCGACAAAUCCAGUUUUCCUAUGAUCGAUAAUUUCCUCAAUACUCUGAAGAAACCUGUAUGCUUGAUCGCGCACAGCGGUGGCAACUUUGACUUCCCUAUAUUGAAGAGGUAUUUUACUAAACUAGGUGUUACGUUUUCGGAUGCUAACAUCAUGUAUGCUGAUACAUUACUGGCAUUCUCUGACAUUAUAGAGAACACAACAGCGUAUGAGGAUGCUGGAACAUCAGGUGGCAAUGACUUGAACGAAAGCUUACCGAAAAGGCAAUGUAUGUCACAAGGAAGAAUCCGAGUCCAUGCAAAAAACCGCACAUAUCCUCACACUCGCUCAAAACAGCAUCCUGAAGAAUCGAACAAGCUGACAUAUGUUUACAAACGAUUGUUAAAUAAAUCUCCCAGAACAUCACAUCAAGGCGAAGCGGACUGUGACCUGAUGCUGAAGAUCGCAGAGCAUCUUGGUCGAAAGUUUGUAAAAUGGAUUGAUGAUGAUAAAUAUAAUCUUUGUCGCUUCCCUGCUGACGUACGUGACCCGUAAU